This is a messenger RNA of Rhododendron vialii, 3592 nucleotides long. RefSeq names its product metal tolerance protein 2. The coding region runs from base 129 to 1655 and encodes 508 amino acids. Gene Ontology annotation, biological process: transmembrane transport; monoatomic cation transport. Gene Ontology annotation, molecular function: monoatomic cation transmembrane transporter activity. Gene Ontology annotation, cellular component: membrane. The transcript has 12 exons. The record is from RefSeq and is a predicted model, not a curated record. Lineage: Eukaryota; Viridiplantae; Streptophyta; Magnoliopsida; Ericales; Ericaceae.
UUUUCCUCACUCACUUCUGCACACUAACAAGUACCAAGCCCUGUAGAAGGCGAUACAGAAAUUCGCAAGAGUUAAACGGACACGAUCAGAGGUUUGCAGCGAGAGAUCUCAAUCCUCUAAACUAAAGAAUGAAUUUCUUCAAAUUCCAAAACCUCAAUCCCAUUUACAAAACCCUCCUCUCCAGAUUCCACACCCAAGGCAGCAACAAGAACUUCAAUCUCCACCCUCACAACCGCAUCAUUCAGGCCCUCGGUUCUUCCCAAUUCUACGAUCACUACCCCUUCGACCCCACACACAGCCCUAACUACAAGAUUCCGAAGAGGUGGCAUGUCGGUCACUCUCACCACCACCGCCGCGACGAAUCCAGCAAGGAGGCCGAGAACAUAUUCCGGCUGGGACUCGCCGCCGACUUCGGCUUGGCGGCCGGGAAGGCUUUGACCGGUUAUCUUUCCGGCAGCACUGCGCUUAUUGCCGACGCCGCUCAUUCUGCCUCCGAUGUGGUUCUUAGUGGCGUUGCUUUGUUGUCAUUUAAAGCUGCAAGGGUUCCCAAGGACAAAGAACACCCAUAUGGGCAUGGUAAAUUUGAGACUUUAGGAGCGCUUGGGAUUUCUGUAAUGCUUUUGGGAACAGCUGGAGGUAUUGCGUGGCAUGCUUUAGAUAUUUUGAUGGGAUUGUUGUCUGCACCUCCUGAAGUAGUAAGUCAGUCGCUGGGUCAUGAGCACGUGCAUAGUCAUCAUCAUGGUGGGCAUCACCAUGGAAUUGACAUGGAUCACCCCAUCCUAGCUUUGAGUAUGAUCAUAAUAUCCAUAUCCGUUAAAGAAGGGCUGUACUGGAUAACAAAGAGAGCGGGGGAAAGGGAAGGCAGUGGGCUGAUGAAAGCAAAUGCUUGGCAUCAUCGUGCUGAUGCUGUUUCCUCAUUUGUUGCUCUUAUUGGGGUUGGAGGAUCUAUUCUCGGUGUGAAGUUUCUAGAUCCCCUUGCUGGGAUAAUUGUCUCGGGCAUGAUCCUGAAAGCUGGACUUGAAACAGGCUACCAGAGUAUAUUGGAACUGGUGGAUGCAGCAGUCCCUUCACAACAGUUGGAUCUCUAUAAACAAUCAAUUCUACAAGUUGAAGGCGUGAAGGGAUGCAAUCAUAUUAGGGGAAGAAGGGCAGGUUCCUCUCUUCAUCUUGAUGUAAAUAUUGAGGUAGAUCCCUUUUCUAGUGUUAGUGCCGCUCAUGAUGUUGGUGAAAGUGUUCGUCAUCAGAUUCAGAAAUUACACCAUGAAGUGGCGGAAGUCUUCAUACACAUAGAUCCUGCAAUUUCGCUUGUCUUGGAAAGCAUAACAGACCAACAAGUUAACACUACGGAAACAAAUUGGCAGAGUAGGAAUCUCUCCUCAGACCUGAAGGAUAUUGAAGACAUUGUGUCGAAUGUAUUAUCAUCGAAGUUCUCAGAGAAAUUGGUUCUUCAGCGCACAACACGUCACUUGCUUGGAGACAAGAUUUUACUUCAAAUAGAGGUCUCAAUGCGUCCAGACAUGUCAAUUCGAGAUGCAAUAAAGGUAGCAGAAGAAGCAGAGAGAGAGAUUCUGAAGGCAGCUUCUGAUGCUGUUCAAGUCUUUAUUCUACUGCGACUUGGACAUACGAUCCCAGAGUAUUCUAGUUUAAGUCACUAAACGUUAAUUAGAAGGUAUAACAGGCAAAGUCCCCAUGUUUAAGGGAUGUGCAACGUGUUACAUGCAUGCUGUGAUCCUGUGAUACUAUAGUAUUAACAGAACCAUGGGCAUUGGUUGAAGUAUCUGCUGAAUGGAUACAUUUGGGUUUGGCUUCGCGUUGGUUCAUUCGGGCUUUAUUUCAUGUAACGGGUACAUAAAUACUUCCAGGGUUCAUUCGCUGGGAUAAUUGUUGUAUGUUACUAAUUAGUAGGAAAUAUUAACUUGUUCACUGGAGUAGCAACAAGAAGUUAGCAAAUGGACCUUAUAACGCUACUUAACCUGUGGCUUAAGUUGAGAGAAGCAUGUAUCCUUCUGCAGUUUUCUUUUUUUGGGUUGUGGGCAAUUUUGUCAAUUUUUUAAACUAAUUUUUAAGUAUGUUUUAGACACGAUAGCACUUCUUUAAACAAAUUCACAGAAUUUGGAAGAGAGAAAAGAGAGGACAAUUUAGAUUACUUGAAGCCAGAAAAUUGUAAGGAAGAAGAAUUGAAGCCAAAAAAAACUCUGCAAAAGUGAAAAUAGAUGACAUGAUGAGAGAUCUUAUCCUGAUCAAACUGGGCAGUUUUGGAUUUUUUCAUUCCGAAGAUUGUGAUCCACUAGUUUUAUUUUUUGUGUAAGGUAAAAUUGUAUUAGAAAAUCCAAUUACACAAGUCAGGAGCAUACCCCAAAGCAAAACAAAGCCAAACAAAGAAACAUCAAGCUUCGAACAGCACAAAUCAACACAACAUGCCACCAAAAACUGGCAGGGACAUUCCACACUGAACAAAGAGCCAUGUUAGGACCUGACUUUUUAACUCCUCUCCAGGAGUAACACAAGCUCGGAUAUCGGUUCUCACUUUGAUCUCCACUAGUUGUUCGAUCGUACUCUUUCUGCAAAUCCAGUUUUAUUAGUAGUCCAGUUCAUCUCACCCAUCUUCCAUUUGUUCAAGCAUUCGUACACAACCACAACAUGAUCUUCAUCACUCGACAUUUAAGGCAGAGCCAGCCAAUUGUUGUUCUAAAUUAGUAUUAAUAAAUUAUGUAAAGGAUGGAAAGUGGACAAUAAUUUAUAGCAUGUGUAAAAUAGUAAAUAAUUUAAAGAAAUAGUACGAAUAAGAUUCGUACUGCUACAGAUUUAAUUGUUCUUCGUAAAACCUAGUUUUCAUGGGUACGAAUACUCUUCUUUUCACAACCACAACAUGAUCUUCAUCACUCAACUUAGUAUUGGCCGGCUCUGCCUUCAACUAGGCAUUGGGUUCGGGCAAAUGGUUCUCAGCAACUUCAUUAUCUGCACUGCCAGUACCCGUGAUUUUUUUUCGGUCUUGAGAAGUAUGCUUCUUUCACAACCACAGAAUGAUCUUUAUCACUCGACAUGUCCAGUUGAAGUUGAAGGCAGAGCCAGCCAAUACUAAGUCGAGCGACUCAGAAAGAAGCAUGCUGACCAAGACCAAAAAGAAAUCAUGGUAGUGUAGAAAUCAAUUUCCAUAAUAAUAAAAAGAUAAAAGAGAAAGCAGCGGAAAAAAAAAAAAAAAAGGUGCAACGAAAGAGAUGGUAGUGAAGAAUCAUAAACCAUCGAUCAGAUAAUUGUAGUCUGGAAAAAUUUGUUCUAUUCGACAUAAUAUUUUCCGAAUCAACAAUCCUCACAUCAAUGGCUAAUAAUUCCCCAAAAAUGUCAGAACCCUUUUUCAGACCUUCAGAAUAAAUAUCAAUCAGGAUAAGAAAAUAGCAAAAAUAUAAAGAGAGGCUCAGAAGGAUCCAUUGGUGAUUUAUAAUCAUGGGGAAAAAAAUCCCUUCAGAAAAUAGGUAGUUCUCAUCAUCAGCGCCUCUUCAAACAAUACGAAAAUACACACACACACAGAUAUAAGAGCAAGAGAGAGAGAGAGAGAGAGAGAGAGAGAGAGAGAGAGGGGACGCCGCUUCAC